Trichomonas vaginalis G3 is the source of this 456-nucleotide messenger RNA. RefSeq lists its product as uncharacterized. Bases 1 to 456 code for a protein of 151 amino acids. Lineage: Eukaryota; Parabasalia; Trichomonadida; Trichomonadidae. The transcript has a single exon. The record is from RefSeq and is a predicted model, not a curated record.
AUGUUAGAUGAAAUUCAUAGACAAGAACGUGAAGAGAUGGAAAAGAAACUUCAAGCAAAAGAUGAAGUCAUUGAAUCCAAAGACAAAAACAUACAGAAAAGAAUACCACGUUCGGUACCAAAAGGAAAGGAAAAGAACUAUAAGUAUAUGAUUUAUACUGAAGAGAUGGAAAAUGAAGAAGACAGAGAUAUGGUUAUGUUGCAUUUAGUCAGAAGAAACAACAAAAGCUUUUACGACCUUGCUAAGAUUUACAAAUCUGACAGAAAUUGGUUCUAUCGCGAAAACUUACCGAUUUCAAUGACACCAAAUGAAGAUGUGAAACAAAUAGUUCAAGAUACGUUACCUCAAACACACUAUGAUAUUAAAGGUUGUACAAUACUUACCUUCAAAGAAGAUUUGCCGCUACUGAAAGAAAAAAUAACAGAGUAUUUUGACAACUUCAAACAAGCAGAGUAA